Molecule: messenger RNA, 297 nt
Organism: Mytilus trossulus (common blue mussel)
Lineage: Eukaryota; Metazoa; Mollusca; Bivalvia; Mytilida; Mytilidae
Product: L-xylulose reductase-like
Exons: 2
Coding region: 1-297 (98 amino acids)
Biological process (GO): glucose metabolic process; xylulose metabolic process
Molecular function (GO): carbonyl reductase (NADPH) activity; L-xylulose reductase (NADPH) activity
Source: RefSeq, a predicted model, not a curated record
AUGGUAGAAAAGGGUCAAGGAGGAUCAAUAGUAAACAUCUCAAGCAUAUCCCCAAAAAGUGUUAUUGACGAUAAGUUACAUUCGGCGUACUGUCCUAGUAAAGCUUCUGUACAUAUGCUUACUAGAUGUAUGGCAUUAGAACUUGGACCUCAUAAUAUCCGUGUGAACAGCGUAAUUCCUAGUCUUGUUUGGACAGACCUAACAAGAGAGGCUGAGGGCAAACCAGAAAGAGUAGAUCAAUAUCAAGCGUUCAAACAGUUACAUCCUCUUGGAAAAUUUCUAGGUAUAAGAAAUUGA